GAUCUUCUUCGCCGUCUUUAUCUUGUUGUUAGAAUAGCAAAUACUUAUGCGAAGUCGCAGACCCCUUGAUUACCAUGGAUAGAAGUAAAACGAGAUGUCUCCCCAUUGGGUCCCUCUCAAGAUGCUGCAUCCAGCGAGGCAUCAGGAUGCUGUGAAACUAAGACUCCUACGAAGCUACGAUCGUAAGACGAGGACGACUACACCGAGCACAAUCUAUGCACACGAAGCUAUUUUCCAAGAUGAACAGGGAAAUCGUAUUCAUGCAUUUUGUGAGAAACAUUUGAUCCCAGACUUCAAGCCUCUAUUAAAAGAGGGACAAGUGCAUGGAAUAGAGAAUCCCAUUGUGUCAAAGAAUACUCAAAAUUUGACUGACCAUCUAUACAAACUGUCAUUUGUUAAAGACACAGUGAUAACACAUGUCAAUGAUGAAGAUUUCCCUGACAUAAUGUUCAAGUUUGGAAAUUUUAAAGCCCUCAAUGCAGCCAAAGAUAUUCAGAAUCGACCCAUGUUUGAUGUUAUUGGGUUACUUCAUGUUGAUCAACCGCCAACUGAAAGGAUUGGAAAAAGUGGUACCAAAGUUAGAGUGAUGGAUAUUUGGCUUGAAGAUUUGGAUGGUGAGAAAAUGUCUUGCACAUUAUGGAGCUCAUAUGUGGAUCAACUCUUGGAUUAUCUCAACCAACAACCACUGCAUCCGACGGUGGCUAUUAUGCAGUUCUGUCAAGGAGCUGUUUACAACGACAUGAACAAGGCCUCGACCUUUUAUGAUGUUACAAAACUCAUUUUGGAUCAGGAUUUCCUGCCUAUAUUGGAGUUCAAAAAACAUUUAAAGGCAAAGGGAGUGAAACCCCAAAAUGUACUAAGCUUCAGUGCAUCUACAUCCAAAUCAGAACCCUCAAGCAUUGAGAUAAAGACAUUACAACAAAUCACUGAGAACUAUGAGCAGGGCCGUGCAUGGAUUCUUUGUAAGGUUAUUAGUUUUGAACAGCAUGGAGCUUGGUGUUACACAUCAUGUAAGAAGUGCUCGAAGAAGCUAUCCCCUACAAAUGGUAUCUAUACUUGUGACACUUGCCACCUCACAGGAUUUGUCAUGAGGUAUCGAGUCAAAGUACGUGUGGUUGACAACACAGACAAUCUUGCAUUGAUGUUAUGGGACAAGCAUUGUAUAUCCCUUUUUGGAAAACAAGCAGAAGACUUUUUAAGGGAUACUGGUGAUGACUCUCAAAUCCCUAAUGCGUUUAAGUCCAUCAUUGAUCAGCCACUCCUGUUAGAGUUGGAUGUCAAAAAGACAGAAUCCAGUUUCUCUGAAAAAACAUAUUCAGUCCAGCAGAUUAUUACUGACCAAAAUAUUUUGGGACGAUAUAUUGUUGACACCUCUAGCACACAGGACUCUGUUACCAGUAAACCAAACAAAGCCAUCACACAGACAAUUGACUUAGUUGCAACUGAGGAAUCCACCAAGAACGAUGAUCCUAAGAAGCAUGGCAGUGAUGUUACCUACACUUGUCUGAGUGCUAAUAUGAAACGAGAUCUUACCAAGGAAUUUGAAGAUAUGCAGGCGCACUUGUCCAAGAAACCAAAAGUGAGUGUGAAGAUUGAAAAGGACUAAGUCGCACUUAGAUAAAUGGGCCAGAUUAUGACUUUCUUAUUUUUACUUUUUUUUAAAAAAAAGUACUUUAUGUUACUUUCUUAUUGUAAUGUCUGAAGUUACUUGUCAAUUAAAUUAAACUUACAGUUGUUCAUUUCUCAUGUAUUACUUCCUAUAUUGUUUACUUAAUGAUGACAAAAGAAUGUUAUAUGCAAUGCUGCCAGAUUUAAUUCAAUAAUGCGACUUAUCUAUU
Cuscuta campestris is the source of this 1838-nucleotide messenger RNA. The record is from the annotation of a GenBank genome assembly. Lineage: Eukaryota; Viridiplantae; Streptophyta; Magnoliopsida; Solanales; Convolvulaceae.